This is a messenger RNA of Lizanozyma spartinae, 984 nucleotides long. RefSeq lists its product as uncharacterized. Bases 1 to 984 code for a protein of 327 amino acids. The transcript has a single exon. Gene Ontology annotation, cellular component: transcription factor TFIID complex; nucleus; SAGA complex. Gene Ontology annotation, biological process: transcription initiation at RNA polymerase II promoter. The record is from RefSeq and is a predicted model, not a curated record. Gene Ontology annotation, molecular function: RNA polymerase II general transcription initiation factor activity; promoter-specific chromatin binding. NCBI's taxonomy places the organism in Eukaryota, Fungi, Ascomycota, Pichiomycetes, Serinales, Debaryomycetaceae.
AUGUCUGACACUAAAACUCCUACCCAAACCCACGACAGUCCAGUCAUUGGUGUCCACCAAGAAGAAGAAGACGUCGAUGAGUUGUUCAAUGAUGAUGACGACGGAAUCCCACAGCCUUCUGCUGACCACCAUCUCGAUUCAACAAUAGUCCAAAGUCCAGCUGCUAUCGCCGACCGUACAGACGAUCCCAUUGCUACCACGGAAGAUACUAAUGCCGAUGGCCAAGGCAAUGCCAAUGCCAAUGCCAAUGUCGAUGCCAACGCCGAUGAUGACGUUGAAAUGCAAAAUGCUACUGCCACCGACAACGUUGAAGCAAAUAACACUGCAAUCAACUCUACUAAACCACAAUCCAAGCAACAACAACAACAGCAGCAAUCUUCUAAACCCUCCAAGAAAAGACCCCUUCCAAAGGCAUCCAUCCCCCUGAUAAACACAACUAUCCCAGACUUGCCAGAGCUCACCAGAAAGGACAAGACUCUUAAGGAGGUGUUGGAACUCAUGGACUCAGAAUUCCAACCCAUUAUCCCAGACAUUGUCACGGACUACUAUUUGGCUAAGAACGGGUUCGAGACCUCGGACUUAAGAAUCAAACGUUUACUUGCGCUUGCUACCCAGAAGUUUAUCUCGGACGUUGCUCAAGACGCAUACGAGUACUCCAGAAUUAGAAGUGCUAGCGCCGUCUACAACUCUUCCAAUCCACAAGUCAGAGCCAAGGCUUUGUUGCAGGGACAACAGUUUGCUAACAUGGCUUCAGGAAGUAACAUGGUCAAUGGUAACGACGCCAAUGCUGCUAAUGCCGAUGGUGCUGUGGAAGGAGCGAGUGCUAAUGCAGGGGGUGCGUCAACUGCUGCUUCUGCUGCAUCAUCUUCAGGUGCUCAUAGUGCAGGUAAUCUGCAAGGGAAGGUGGUUUUAAAAAUGGCCGACUUAAGCAGUGCUUUAAGUGAAUAUGGUUUAAAUGUCACUCGACCUGAUUUCUAUAGAUAA